AUGACACCACUUGGACGUCUCUACCUCUUGAGGGUGCUUGGCGCCCCCCCUGUCUUUCUUCUGGGGCUGCUGCUGGCCCUGCCUCUAGGGGCCCAGGGUGCUCGGGUCUCAGCUGCCAGGACGGCUUAUCAGGCCCCUCAGAAGCAUCUGAGUCGUGGCAUCUUGAAACCUGCUGCUCAUCUUGUUGGAUAUCCCAGCAAACAGAACUCACUGCUCUGGAGAGCGAACACAGACCGUGCCUUCCUCCGACAUGGCUUCUCCCUGAACAACAAUUCGCUCCUGGUCCCCACCAGCGGCCUCUACUUCGUCUACUCCCAGGUGGUCUUCUCGGGGCAAAGCUGCUCCCCCAGGGCCAUUCCUACUCCCAUCUACCUGGCCCACGAGGUCCAGCUGUUUUCCUCCCAGUACCCCUUCCACGUGCCUCUCCUCAGUGCGCAGAAGUCCGUGUAUCCAGGGCUACAAGGACCGUGGGUACGCUCAAUGUACCAGGGGGCUGUGUUCCUGCUCAGUGAGGGAGACCAGCUGUCCACGCACACAGAUGGCGUCUCCCACCUGCACUUCAGCCCCAGCGGUGUUUUCUUCGGAGCUUUUGCUCUGUAG
Messenger RNA from Arvicola amphibius (Eurasian water vole), 600 nucleotides. It is a transcript of the gene Lta, whose product is annotated as lymphotoxin alpha. The transcript has 3 exons. Gene Ontology annotation, molecular function: tumor necrosis factor receptor binding. Lineage: Eukaryota; Metazoa; Chordata; Mammalia; Rodentia; Cricetidae. Gene Ontology annotation, cellular component: membrane. The coding region runs from base 1 to 600 and encodes 199 amino acids. Gene Ontology annotation, biological process: immune response. The record is from RefSeq and is a predicted model, not a curated record.